ACGUCAAAACAACAGCGGUUUAUUCAUCUCAAAGAAGGAAGCACAGGGCGAAGUGAACUACUGCUCUUACACUCGAAGCCAGCGCCUGCCAUCGGCGAUUUUCAAACUUUUGCGUUUAAGAAUUCGUUUCCAAAGUCAGGAUGGAACGGCGUCUUGUAUCGUAUGCAAAUACGUCUGCUGACGUAGUUGAUCAUGUGGGUUUUGGCGUAGAUCCCCCUGUGAUCGCCAAUUUUUUUCGGCUGUUGUCUUUAGAAUUCGGCAGAAUCGUUACAACCGUACGCUUCUGUGGGCUGUACACGUGGAAAAGUACGCAAUUUUGGAGUCUAGCUGUCAGUAACCUCACAUCCCAGCGGUUUCCGUUGGUUGGCGGGCAGACUGUGUGAUCUGGGAUGAAGUCUCAUGAAGACUUCCAUUGGAGCUGACAUUCACAGUCAGCGGAAUCAUCCUUUUCCGAUCCUCCACCAGACAAAGACCUGCCCAUUGCCCAUCAACAGAGUCCCCCUGCACUGUACCGUCUUACUCCCUGACCAUGGCUAGUCGAAGAAAGUCUACAACACCCUGCAUGAUCCGACCGGAUGACUUGGUAACUGCAGACGAUCCAGAAGAAAUGGAUUCCUGUGUGGACGGCCCGGAAGAAAAUGGAUCCUCACAUGUGUCUUCUAGUGAGGACUGGAUGGAUAGAAAGAGUUCUGUGAACUCUGUGCAGGAAGCAACAGAGCUGGAAAAACCUGAAGUGAAAACACGACCACAGAGGAAACUCCAGGGAGGCUAUGAGUGCAAAUACUGUCCCUUUUCAACACAAAAUCUCAAUGAGUUCAAAGAUCAUGUCGAUUCCAACCACCCCAAUGUAAUACUCAACCCACUGUACUUGUGUGCGGUAUGCAACUUCAACACAAAAAAGUUUGAUUCUCUGACCGAACACAAUGAGAAAUGCCAUCCUGGCGAGAGCAACUUCAAGUUCAAGAGAAUCAAACUCAACAGUCAGACUAUUCUAGAACAGACAAUCGAAGGUUCGAACUGUGCCGCCAUCUAUGAUACCACCAGCCCUCAGUCAGGAGAGAACUUUACUGCUUUUCCUCUGAGCAAAUCCAGUACUGUUAAGGUGGGUAAGCCUAAAGCAGAUAGUUUACAGUUGGAGGACGAUAGUCCGUUGGACAAACUCGCUCAAGAUCUACCGAAAAAGCAAAUUACUGCUGUGAAUGUGAAUGGGACUGUGAUAAUCCCAGAUGCAACUCUUAAGGAUGGCCUCUCUCAUAUAAUGCCAUCCUUACAACGCCCGCCUAACUACAAUUUAGUACCAAAAAUCGCCGUCCCCUUGAACACUUCAAAAUACAACCCCUCGCUAGAUGGCAACUUGACCCUCAUAACCUCCUUCAACAAGUUUCCGUACCCUACCCAAGCAGAGCUCUCUUGGCUCACUGCAGCCUCCAAACACCCCGAAGAACAAAUCAAAGUAUGGUUCACUACCCAACGGCUAAAACAAGGCAUCAGCUGGUCUCCCGAGGAGGUUGAGGAAGCACGAAAGAAGAUGUUCAAUGGAACGAUUCAGCCUGUUCAACAGGCAUUCACUGUCUUACCUGCUCAGUUAACUCAGUCCACUAAAGCUUCACAGCCCCUUAUCCAGACCGUCCCUUGCCAUGUUCUUGGACAAUCUGGCCUGGUGUUAACACCGGUUUCCAAUGGCUCAACUGCUACUGGUGCUCCUCUCGGACUAACAGUGACAAAUCAAAUAGCACAGGGUGUCAAGAGGGCACACAGAGCACCACUGGUUGCUCCAGAGAUAAAGAGGCCUUCAAUAAUUCAGUCCAUUCAGAGCACUCCCAAGUCUGUCUCUCCGACACCAAGCCUUUCUUCAGAUUGUGAGAAAACCCCUGAUCAGAUCAGAGAGCUGACCACCAGCUAUGCUCAGUGCCAGUUUCCUGAUGAUGAAGAAGUGUAUCGUCUCAUUGAGACGACUGGCCUCUCCUGGGGAGAGAUCAAAAAAUGGUUCAGUGAUCAGCGCCAUGGAAACCAUAAGGCAGUGCAACAGAUUAAAACAGACCUCUCUUCGAAGGACAGCCAACCGCAUAAGCCUGUUGCCACACAGUUUCCCCUACUAGAGAGAGUUAAAGGCAAAUCCUCAGAGCAAAUGAAAAAGUUAGAGGAGAGUUUCCAAAGGACUAGCUUCCCAACCCAGGCUGAGAUGGAGCACCUUGUGGCAGACACCAGGCUCUCCAAAACUGAAAUUGAUUGCUGGUUUACGGAGCGCCGUGCACUACGAGACAACCUGGAGCAAGCCUUGCUCAACUCGAUGGGCUCAAAAAGGCUGGAGCAUCACCUUCAAAGGGGGACCUUGAAUGGAGUCCAUGAGCAGGACAGCAGAGUCAGGGACUCACCUCUUCCCAUUCUCACGUCUUCAGUGUGUCCAGAGUCCAUUGAUGGCAAGUCUCUCUGCCUUCUUAAAGACAUGUUUGCACAAACCCAGUGGCCCUCACCAGAGGAGUACAACCAACUAGAGAUCCAAACAGGGUUAGCUCGUACAGAAAUUGUCCGGUGGUUUAAGGACAACAGAUCUGCUCUGAAAAAUGGGACGUUAGGUUGGAUGGAGCAAUUUCAAAGUCUUAGCAACAACAGCCCGAAUGGACAAAACAGCUCAGUGAUCUCGGAGCAGACCCAGAGUGUACUACAAAGGCACUUUCAAGAGACAAAGGUACAAAAAGAGGAGGGUUUUGAGAAGCUAGCAGAGCAGUCGAAACUAACCAACCAGAACAUAGUCGAAUGGUUCACCAGUAAGCUGGGCCACAACAUGCCUGAUAUCAGCAAGAGCAAGGAUCAACAUGGACAGGCGGGUGUAGAUGGUAAGAGGUGGGUUUCCUUGGCAGCUGACAUUGAAGGCAAAGAUUAUGAUGCACAGAAAGUGGCACGAGACCUUGAAGUUCUGUCGACAGAGCACAGAGUGACAGGAUGAAGUGAUAAAG
Molecule: messenger RNA, 2957 nt
Organism: Cyprinus carpio (common carp)
Lineage: Eukaryota; Metazoa; Chordata; Actinopteri; Cypriniformes; Cyprinidae
Product: zinc fingers and homeoboxes 2a
Biological process (GO): regulation of transcription by RNA polymerase II
Cellular component (GO): nucleus
Molecular function (GO): DNA binding; DNA-binding transcription factor activity, RNA polymerase II-specific
Source: RefSeq, a predicted model, not a curated record